CUCCCAUCUACCAACUGCAACUACCAUCGUCUGCCAUCUUCUAUUUGGAUCGCUUUUCGUGUACUCUGUUCCCGGUGAACGCACAGCUCUGCAGUCGAGAAAUGCCAGCUUUUCACGCCUCACAAAGGACAUGAGCCCAAUAUUCUUCAUAGGUCUUGGCUGCCUUGCGUAGAUUCUAGCCAGAACUCAGCAACGCCAUGGGCGAAAUUUCUCUUGACAAAGCACUCGUGCUUCUGUCAUCCGAGAAGCAGAGGGAGCGCUUGGAUGGACUGGCUGACUUGAAGCAUAUUUUCCAGCAGAAUAAACAAAACUCAAAAUUAAGCUCGUUAAGUGAUAAGGCGUGCCAUAAAAUAUUUGAAUCGCUUUUCCGAUUUAUUGCCGCUGAAAAGUCGGCGUUUAUCCGAGCCAAUUCCAAGGGGCCAUCUGCUUCUCGCUUGUCUACUUGUGCAUCUGUGAUCCGAACGGCUGUUGAUGUCUUCUUGCAUAGUCUGCGGACCAAAUCUGUCCGCGCAAUUACUGAUCAUAUAACUGACAUCCUACUAACUCCAGGUCAAAAGUUGUUUGACCUGCUUUGCGUUGAUUACACAAAAUGCCUGUCCACACUUCUGAGUUACCCCCCACACGUUGAGCAUCUAGGUGCUAGCGAAUGGGAGAAGCUUAUAAGCUUCUGUCUUAGAAGUAUAGGCCUCAACGAAGACGAGGACAGCGACCGGCCUUCCUCAAAUGAUCGAAGAUCUACUUUGGACGACUUUAUGACCGGUGGCAGUCGCAGCUCGACACCUUCCAGGUCAACCUCCGCAUUAGCUGUCAGGGAAAAGCCCAGAGGCAAUCAAAGCACAAUGAGUGAAGCUCUGAAUUGUAUUCAACUGCUAACGGCGAGCCCGAGCGCCCCAAUUCAAGAUUCUGCCGAAAGGAUACUUGAUGGGCUGGCCAAGUUCCUCAAAUCAUCGGCAAUCGCUGGAAGUGGCCAUCUGGCCGCGAUCAGCAGCUUGAACUCUGUUAUAACGCGAGUCCUGUUUGACCAGUCGAACCUUGUUCGAACAUCCUUGCUAGACUUGAUCCCCACCAUCCGACACCUGUGGGCUACUAAGCUGAUGAGCUUAAAGGAUGAGCUACUUGUCACCAUCACACUUUGUAUGGUCAUCAUGAUCGACGCGGCCCGUAGGGAGCCUUCUGAGUUGCUGGCUAAAUUGAUUGAAAGCCUGGUGGACACCUUGUACUCUGAAUACACCCGACGACCGGAGAAGGACACACUGCAGAUUGAUGAGUUGAUCUUCUACCAAAAGGCUUCUGCGCAGGGGCAAAGGUUUCUGAUAGGCCCUCGCCAUGAAAUCCCUAGAUCGGAGCACAACUGGACAAUAGUAUGGGCCAUAUCAAAGUUGAUGGAAAUGUCGGAAGAGGUGGCUUCUCGUUUACUUUUGCAUCGCGUUGCAAGCGAGGGAUCGAGCAAAAAGCAGCGUCUCACCUCGCUGAUUGAAGACGUUUUUCGGGAUUCCAUCGCCUCCUCGGGUGUUAAAAGAGUAUGCGCCCUACAGUUGAUUCCUUUCCUUAUCCAGCACAAUGAAAGUGUGGAAUCGAGGGAUUCACUGCUCCGGCGUUUAACUCCUUACAUACCUGACGAUAACAGCACAAUAUCAUCUUGGACCAUGGUGGCGAUUGCAAGUAUUGCUGGUAGUCCAGGUGCAGACUCGAGCUCUUUACGUGACGCUUGGCAACGAGUUUGGGAUCUCACGUCUCGUGCUUCUACUUCCCACACGACGUCAAGGGCAGCUUGCACGCUUAUGAACUCGAUUAUUCAUUUCGAACUCUUAGAGUAUUCAGAAAGGGCGGAAGCGAUUAAUUCCAUGCUUUCGUCUGUGAACCUGAACGGCCCCUCUGUAAUGUCAGAUUCAUCUCUCGCUCUUUGGGCGACAGUAACUAGGGCAAUUGCACAGAUAAAUCCAGGAUCUGUCCCACAUGCUUCCAAAUUGAUCUGCACAUGGCUCCGAGAGGCUUGGACGAUUGGCACGAUAACUGAUCGAAUACUUACAGCGCAAGUUGCCGCAUUUGCGCGUCCUUUAGAUCUUUUCAAUUUGAUCUUAGCCUGCACAAAUAGACCUUAUGCCCCGCCUAUGAUUCAAUUCAGAGGACCGGAAGGCUUAGUUGCCCGAGGCUGGAAAUUCUUCCAUAGGACCAAACAACUAUUAUGUUAUGUUUUUGAUCUGGAAAAGUCCCUCGAUAUUGUCGAUCUGUGGUGCCCGCAAGAAGAGUUGAAUCUGGACACUUUCACUCAGCAGGAUCCGAAUGACUUCAUGGUCAUGGAGCUUUUGCACGUGAAAUCUGAGAUGUUCCUCCAAAACUGGCUUUCUCUGUCGGAGGAUAGGUCUACUCAUAUCACAGUGGAUGUUGUGCAAAUACUGACAUCUUUCUGCAUCGUUUCUACUUUGUAUACAGAGUCUAUGCCACAACAAGCCGAGUCACGCUCCCAGAACGUACGGAAAAAUACUGAAAGCUUGUGGAGAAAGAUAUGCGCUUUCCUGGAUGGCCGUGACAUGGAAUUUGUGCAGGCUUGCCUCAUGCUCUUGUCGCCUUUUCUUGGCCCUAAGCUCUGCUCCUCGGGGCCCAAGCCAGCGAUCAUGAAAUCUCUUCGCAAAAUCAUCAACCCGUUAUCUCGAGUUCUUGAAGGUCAUCGACAAACUCAAAGGGGUCAACUCUCAGCUCAGGGGAAAGACCAUAUGGACUUGGACGAUCACGAUCCAUUAUUGAGCUCUAAUGAUCGGCCGAAGGAGACUGCGGACAUCGUAAACAUGAACCGAGAGGCGGUGCCCGUGUUUCGUGACUUUGCUACUUUCCAGCGUUGCCUGACAGUACAGCUUUCUGUUUUCCAGAGGCUGCAGGCCCCUAUAGAUGAGACUGGGCAACAUGCAAACAAUGAUUUGAUUGAGUAUUUGGCAGACUUGGAUGAGGUUGAUAUCUUGUCUGCGCGAGACUUUUUGCCACACGUUUAUCGCGCUUGCUCGGACAUGGAACGCAGCUCAAUGGUAAGGGUACUAGAGGACACUGGUGAAAAAUGUUUACAGUCAUAUGAGCUGGAGCGCUGUGAGAAUUCUCAUCUUCUUUGUAUCCAUCUGAUGCACAGCUUUGUCGAAGCGUGGGCAGCAGGCCAAAGUGAUCACUUGAGUGACUCCGCUUCAGACAUUUAUACUUGGUUUACCGAUGUGCUCUUAGCGAAAGGACGGGCUUCACCCUCGGUUCUGAUCGGAUUCGCGGAGCUCCUGGGAGGUGUUCUUAAAUCGAAUACUUCAUUCACCACUGGAAAAUCAAGUCCGUCUGCAAGGACCAGCCUCCUCACUAUUAUACAUGAAGGCGAGAUCGCUGUGAAGUUCGGUGCUGCAGAUAUUAUUUGUCAACUCUUUAACCAGUAUCCACUCAAAGACCAUGACGCUAUUUUCGAUGACAUCCUGGAUAGUCUUCCAAGGGAUCCGGAUUGGUGCGAGGGAAUCGCCCUUCGUUUAUACAUCCUAGCCCAGCUAGCCUCACGGUGGCAUACCCUACUGCGGAGAAGCAUCUACCAUAUGUUUGAGACUCCAGCUCAAGUCCCCGAAUCACUUUGGUCCGCCGAAAAAUGUGUGGGAAGUGUUGCACGGAUCCUUGGACUUAAGGAUACGCGAGAACUCUUUCGGUUGUUCUCUUCCCAGAUACUAUACACAUGGACUGAAACGGAAUCGAUUGCAUCCAUGCCUUUUAGCAUUUUCGGCUAUCCGAAUCUUGAAAGCAUGCUAAAUGAUGUUCAGGAUGAGAUUGUUGGUCAAAUAAUGAUGCGUGCGAGAGACGAUGACACUGCAGAACUUUCAAAAUACAUGAAAAAAGCCUGGACUGAGAUUCUUGCAGAGUCUUUUUACAAAGCAGAGGCUUACACAAUCUCACGAGAUAUCAGUACACCCCCUGGGCAAGGAAGCCAGCCGAAGGGUGUGGAAAAUCGAGUCAAGAAAAUGCUAGGUACCCAAAAGUUUUUGGAGUCAAUUGAUCAGCACUUUGCACAGACAAUUGCAACUUUCUUUGUGUCGAUGGACCAGUACGAGCAGAUUGAAAGGGCAUUCUCGAAGCGUGGAAACUACCAUGGCGCUCUCCAAAUCAUGAACAAUAUAACGGGAAAAAGUGUCUCGAAGAUUGUCCUGCCUGCCAAUCAACAACCUUCUUUCAGGGCGCGCUAUCUUCUUGACGAGCUCGAGUUCUUCUGUGAGCGGAGUGGAUACGAGCUUGACACAAUAUGGACGCCUACACUGGCUUCUUACGUCUGCCGGGCCCUGUUGGAGCUAAUACACCCCGCUCUUGGAUCCCUUCAUGCUUGCUCUGUCAUUCGGAAAAUUCGAGUUUUAGUUUGUGUAGCUGGGCCUGUCAUGUUGAGAGAUUAUCCGUUUGAAAUGCUUCUCCAUUCUCUCCGCCCGUUUCUCACGGACAUUUACUGCUCGGAGGACGCUCUGGGAAUAUUCUGGUAUCUGUUGGAGGCAGGCAGGGACUAUUUGAUUGAGAAUCCAAGUCUCAUGGCUGGAAUCACCGUUUCCACUUUCUUGUCUCUGAGAGAGUUUAUGGUAUCCCCUCCGAAAGAUGCAAUCCACGAGAGCUUGUCAAGAAUUGUAUUGUCGGCUAUACAAACAUUCAUGCGGUGGUUUGAGACAUACCUGGAAGCUUACGAUUCCUCGGUCCUGAAUACCGCGACGCGCGAAUUGUUCCGUCGUAUGAUCAAGUCCUCUCAAGGGACCCUCACCACAGAACCGAGAGAAAAUGACACGUCGAAGCGAGAUUUGCUUCUUGACGUUCUCGAUGACCGAAGCUCGGGCAAAAGCUUACUGAGUAAACCCAUAUCGGAUCAUGUCAUAUCGUUGCUAUGUAUUGAUUCAAAUGAGCCUCCCGAUUUCCGCCAGCCCACAACUGGAGAGAGAAGCCACUAUACACCGAACACUGUGGCUAUCUAUGAAACUUUGCAAAAUUUUGAAACCAGUUCUCAGUACAAACUGUGGGCUGCCAAGAUCAUUGGGCGAGACUUUGCAGCUACUGGAACCAUCAGCGAUGAUUUGUUGAGAGAGCAAGAUUUGAGCUUGUUCAAAACCAAUCAUUCGAAUUUGCCUUUGGAUCCGUUCUUCUAUUCCAAAGCCAGUAUACUACAAACGCUUUGCAACAGACUACAGAGCAGCAAACCUAUGGAUGUCGGUCUCUUCGAGCGGACAUUACAGCUCAUUGUCAGUAAUUUGACACAAUCCCCCGCCCAUGAAGAGUCUGGAAUUGUCAUACCGCCGUCAUUGAUGAAGGCUCUUACCUGGAGUCCUUACAAGUGCCCUGCUUCACAUGAACUUGGGGUCCAUGAUGCUGCGAUUAGCUGGAAUCCAGACCUUUCGAUUUCACAUUGGGCUCGCGAUGUGGGGAUGUUCUUGUCAAGAGCGGCGUCCGAGGACCCCGUAAUUGGACCGCUCAAUAAUAUUCUUUCCGCUAUUCCUGACCUAGCAGCUCAUGUUCUACCAUACAUCCUUCAUGAUGUCUUAUGCACGGAGCUUGAUGGAGAUGGAAAGAUGCGUCAAAAGAUUUCCGAAGUUUUCAGCCAGGCCUUGCGGGAGGUUAAUGACAAGACCAUUCCCCAUGCACGACUCGUAAUCAACUGCAUGCUUUAUCUUCGAAACCAACCGAGGCCUAACGAGUCGACUAUUGUGGAACGUGACGAAUGGCUUGCCAUAGAUUUCGCCGAAGCGUCCUCAGCUGCCACGAGGUGUCGCUUGCCAAAGACCGCAUUGCUAUUCCUUGAGAUACAUUCUUCUCGUGCAGUGUCUUCAUCUCGUUCGUCAGUGGCUAAAUUUAGUUCUCCACCCGAAGAGUUGCAUGAAAUUUUCAAGAACAUAGAUGAUCCGGACUUUUUCUACGGGAUCCCACAAAGCUCUUCUCUAGAGUCGGUCAUGGAGACACUUGAGCAUGAAAGCUCUGGUUUUAAGAAUCUUCUCUUUCAGAGCGCUCAGUACGAUAGUGAGAGGCAGAUGUCGGGAAGCGCAAAUAACCUUGGUGUACUGAAGGCACUGAAUUCAACGAACCUUCAGGGAAUUGCAAAUUGCGUGUUCAAUUCUACCGGAGGAGGCACCAAGGACAUGGCAGUCUCAUUCGAAAGCAUGCUGCAAGCUGCAACGAAUCUCAGGCAAUGGGACAUCCCAAUUUCGCCCUUAAACCCUUCACCAUCCGCGACCAUAUUCAGGGCCUUCCAAACCCUUAACACUUCAGCUGCCUUAUCCGAUGUCUCUAUUUCCAUCGACGAAAGCUUUCUGGCAACACUUGGAUCAUUGACGAGUACUAGCCGAUCAGCGAUGUCAUUACGAACUGCGACAAGGGUCCUUGGGACGCUGGUCGAAAUCAGCGACGUGUUAUGUGCUACAUCAGCUGAAGAGAUAGACCAGGAAUGGGAAAACAUUGCAGGUAGAAGCUCUUGGCUGAAAAACACAAACGUGCAUGAGGUGGGAGAGAUAUUGAACUGCCAUGAGGCUCUGUUCUCGUCAAUCAAGCGGAAGGAUUACCUGAAAUCUGCAAUCGGGUUGAAUAACCGACAGGCGCAACUUCUGGAAGUGAACGUCAUUCGCCAGUCACUCAAUACUACAAGGGAUCAUGGCAUUGCACAAGCCUCGUUGAAGUCAGCGGUCUGUCUUUCUAAGCUUGCUGACCACUGUAAUUCUUUAGGCAUAGACGUUGAAGGUGCGGCGAAAUUUGAUCUCGCCAACGUUUUAUGGGACCAGGGCGAGAUGACUGCCUCAAUUCGGAUGCUUCAACAGCUCAAUGAUCAAAAUGAUCUGCAUAAGCAGGCGGUACCAAUAAGCCGUGCCGAUCUUCUUGUGACUUUGGGUCAUCACGUUGCCGAGGCACGCCUGGAGAAGCCAGAAGCAAUCAUCCAAGAGUACCUAGCUCCUGCAGUCAAGGAGUUGAAAGCCCGAACAGGCGGCGAAGAAGCUGGCCGAGUCUAUCAUGGGUUUGCAAUGUUCUGUGAUCAGCAACUACAAAAUCCUGAUAGCUUAGAGGAUUUCAAACGGAUUGAACAAAUUCGCAAUCGCAAGCAAAAGGAGGUACAAGACCUCGAGGACAUGAUGAAGGGCGCCGAGGCGAAGGACAAGGACGGUCUUCGAUACCACCGAAUCAAGACAAAACAAUGGUUCGACCUUGACGAUCGUGAAUAUCAACGUUUGCGACGAAGCCGCGAGGCCUUCCUUCAACAGUCUCUCGAGAACUAUCUCCUUUGCCUUAAGGAGAGUGAGAAGUACAACAAUGAUGUCCUCAGAUUCUGCGCCCUGUGGCUUGAUACGUCCGAAAGCGAUAUUGCAAAUGCAGCAGUCUCGAAAUAUCUCCAUCAAGUUCCUAGCAGGAAGCUCGCACCCUUGAUGAACCAGCUAAGUUCUCGUUUGCUGGAUGUCGCCGACGACUUUCAGAAGAUGCUUUUCUCGCUAAUAUUCCGUAUAUGCGUGGAGCAUCCAUUCCAUGGCAUGUAUCAAAUAUUUUCGAGCAGCAAAUCCAAAGGCGGCAAAGACGAGACCGCGCUAUCACGCAACCGAGCGGCCGGCAAGUUGGUAGAAUAUUUGAAGAAAGACAAGCGCAUGGGGCCUACUUGGAUCGCUGUCCACAACACAAACAUCAACUAUGUACGAUUCGCUGUGGAUCGGAUGGGGGACAAGCUUAAAAGCGGUGCCAAGGUUCCUCUGAAGAAACUAUCGACUGGCCAACGUCUCGAGCAAGAUGUUGUCACUCAGAAACUACCGCCACCCACAAUGAGCAUCGACAUUCGCAUCGAUUGUGAUUAUAGCAAUGUCCCUAAACUUGUCCGGUUCAAUUCUGAGUUCACAGUUGCGUCCGGCGUUAGCGCACCGAAGAUUCUCACGGCCUUUGCCACAAAUGGUCAGCGUUAUAAACAGCUAUUCAAGGGAGGAAACGAUGACCUACGGCAAGAUGCCAUCAUGGAGCAGGUAUUUGAACAAGUCAGUAGCCUUCUCAAGGACCACCAAGCGACUCGACAGCGGAACUUGGGGAUUCGCACAUACAAGGUUCUUCCUUUGACUUCAAACUCGGGAAUAAUCGAAUUUGUUCCACACACCGUUCCAUUGCACGACUUCUUGAUGCCAGCCCACCAAAGAUACUUCCCGAAGGACAUGAAACCGAACGUGUGUCGGAAGCACAUUGGCGACGUCCAGACACGAUCAUUCGAAACGCGGGUCAAGACCUUCCGCCAGGUGACCGACCACUUUCAUCCGGUCAUGAGAUUCUUCUUUAUGGAGAAGUUCAAUAAUCCGGACGACUGGUUCGCCAAGCGACUCUCGUAUACGCGGAGCACCGCUGCGAUCUCGAUAUUGGGCCACGUCCUUGGCCUAGGAGAUCGACAUGGCCACAACAUUCUCCUCGACGAACGAACGGGUGAAGUAGUGCAUAUCGAUCUGGGAGUGGCCUUUGAACAAGGACGGGUGCUACCAGUCCCCGAAGUAGUCCCCUUCCGAUUAACUCGGGAUCUGGUUGACGGGAUGGGCAUUACCAAGACAGAGGGAGUGUUCCGACGUUGCUGCGAGUUUACACUCGAGGCUCUCCGUCAGGAGUCGUAUAGUAUCAUGACUAUCCUGGACGUGCUCCGUUACGACCCUCUAUACAGCUGGACUGUAUCUCCGUUGCGGAUGAGAAAGAUCCAGGAUGCCCCAGAAACGAACGGGGCUCCUGAACCUCCACGUGCGGACCAACGCCCGUCCAACGAGCCAAGCGAAGCUGACCGUGCAUUAACGGUGGUGGCCAAAAAGCUGGGCAAGACCUUGAGCGUGACGGCCACGGUCAAUGAGCUCAUUCAGCAAGCAACUGAUGAGAAGAACCUCGCGCUUCUCUAUUGCGGCUGGGCCGCAUAUGUAUAGUAAGUCGAUAUAACAUGAAAUAUGAG
Messenger RNA from Aspergillus steynii IBT 23096, 8911 nucleotides. RefSeq names its product DNA-binding protein kinase TEL1 (gene atmA). Gene Ontology annotation, biological process: DNA repair. The transcript is spliced from 9 exons. NCBI's taxonomy places the organism in Eukaryota, Fungi, Ascomycota, Eurotiomycetes, Eurotiales, Aspergillaceae. Gene Ontology annotation, molecular function: protein binding; protein serine/threonine kinase activity. The record is from RefSeq and is a predicted model, not a curated record. The coding region runs from base 198 to 8885 and encodes 2895 amino acids.